AUGGAAGGAAAAACCCCUCGAGUUAUUGAAAAUUCCGAAGGCGGGCGUACAACACCAUCGGUGGUCGCUUUCACAAAAGAAGGUGAAAUAUUGGUCGGGAUGCCUGCUAAACGACAGGCUGUUGUUAAUCCGGAAAACACGUUCUUUGCUACAAAGCGAUUGAUCGGCCGAAAAUUUAAAGAUCAUGAGGUUCAGAGGGAUAUCGAGCACGUUCCAUACAAGAUAGUUGAGCAUUCGAAUGGCGAUGCGUGGCUAGAGGCACGCGGAAAAAGAUACAGUCCCUCUCAGAUUGGUGGCUUUGUAGUGGGAAAGAAGAAGGAAACGGCGGAGGCUUAUGUAGGAAGUUCUGUUAAGAAUGCAGUUAUAACCGUGCCCGCGUAUUUCAACGACUCUCAACGCCAGGCCACAAAAGAUGCGGGCCAAAUUGCUGGACUCAAUGUACUCCGAGUCAUAAACGAACCUACCGCGGCUGCAUUGGCUUAUGGACUUGAUAAAGUCGGCGAUAAAAUAAUUGCCGUUUAUGACUUGGGUGGUGGAACAUUUGAUAUAAGCAUUUUAGAGAUACAAAAGGGUGUAUUCGAAGUUAAAUCGACUAAUGGAAAUACUCAUUUGGGCGGCGAAGAUUUCGAUUCUACCUUGGUCAAGUAUAUCACUGAUCAAUUCAAAAAAGAUCAAGGAAUCGAUCUGACUCAGGAUCGAAUAGCAAUUCAACGCGUCCGUGAGGCAGCCGAGAAGGCCAAGAUUGAAUUAUCAUCCACCCUGCAGACAGAUAUAAACCUUCCUUAUAUUACCGCUGAUGCCACCGGACCAAAACACAUCAACAUGAAACUGAGUCGAGCCACACUUGAAUCAUUAACAAAAGACCUUGUCGAAAAAACGGUCGAUCCUUGCAAGAAAGCCUUGAGGGAUGCCAACAUUGAUGCUAAAGAAAUUGGUGAAGUUAUACUUGUCGGGGGUAUGACUCGCAUGCCUUUAGUUAAUGAAACGGUGAAAUCAAUAUUUAAACGCGAACCCACCAAAAGUGUAAAUCCGGAUGAAGCUGUGGCCAUAGGGGCAGCGAUACAAGGAGGUGUACUGGCAGGCGAAGUUACCGACAUUUUACUUCUAGAUGUUACACCAUUGUCCCUUGGUAUUGAGACACUUGGCGGAGUGUUUUCACGACUUAUCAAUAGGAACACCACCAUCCCAACCAAGAAAUCGCAGGUAUUCUCAACGGCUGCUGAUGGUCAGACGAAAGUGGAUAUUAAGGUGUACCAAGGUGAACGAGAAUUGGUUCACGAUAAUAAGUUGCUCGGUAAUUUUCAACUGGGAGGCAUUCCGCCUUUACCCAAGGGCGUCCCACAGAUUGAGGUCACGUUUGACAUCGAUGCAGAUGGUAUCGUGAAUGUGGCGGCACGAGAUACUGCGACAGGAAAGGAUCAAUCUAUCACUAUUGCUGCCUCGUCUGGAUUGAGCAAGGAUGAGAUUGAAAAUAUGAUUUUCGAAGCCGAACGUCACGCCGAGGCCGAUCGUGAAAAGAAAGAAACUAUAGAAGCAUCUAAUCGUGCAGAGAAUACAAUUAGCGACAUUGAAAAGAGCAUGAAUGAGUUCAAAGAACAAUUGGAUCAGACAGAGGCUGCAAAUAUCAAAUCACGGAUCCAAUCCUUACAAGAAUUGUUGACUAAGGUACAGUCCGGCGAAUCCAUCAAGGUCGACGAGAUCAACAAGGAGAUCAACGAGUUGCAAAAUGCAAGCUUGAAGUUGUUCGAGAUGGUGUACAAAAAGAAGGAAGCUGAGAAUCGCUCCAGUGGCGGUGAUGGUGGUUCGGACAGCGGCGGUUCAAGACCCGAAUAA
Molecule: messenger RNA, 1833 nt
Organism: Acaulospora colombiana
Lineage: Eukaryota; Fungi; Glomeromycota; Glomeromycetes; Diversisporales; Acaulosporaceae
Source: the annotation of a GenBank genome assembly